AUGAGGCGUGACGGUCUAUCCGUCCUGAUUCCCGAGGACGAACUGCGGGCCGGCGUCGCCACGCUGGCCCGCGAAAUUGAUCGCGAUUACGCCACUACCGGGGUGGUGAUCGUGUGCGUUCUCAAGGGUGCGGCGAUUUUUACGGCUGACCUAUUGAGGGUGUUGCGCGCCGAGGUGCAUCGGGUCGAAUUCGUGCGGGCGAGCAGCUACGGCAGCGGGACGGAGUCAUCGGGCGACGUGAGGCUUGCGGGCACGCUGGACCCCGGCCAUGUUUCGGGCCAGCACGUGCUGAUAGUGGACGACAUCGCGGACACCGGAUAUACCUGCCUGGCCGUCAAGGACUACAUUCGCAGCCUGGGCCCGGCUUCAUUACGGUACUGCACGUUGCUGGACAAACCGGAGCGCCGUGAGGUGGACGUCCAGUACGAGUACGUUGGGUUCACAAUACCCAACCGCUUUGUGGUCGGUUACGGGAUGGACUUCGACGAACGAUACCGCGGGCUCCCGGCGAUUUACUAUUUUCCGUAG
This is a messenger RNA of Geodia barretti, 528 nucleotides long. NCBI's taxonomy places the organism in Eukaryota, Metazoa, Porifera, Demospongiae, Tetractinellida, Geodiidae. The record is from the annotation of a GenBank genome assembly.